Messenger RNA from Panicum virgatum (switchgrass), 1314 nucleotides. Its product is annotated as WEB family protein At5g16730, chloroplastic-like. The transcript has a single exon. Bases 1 to 1314 code for a protein of 437 amino acids. Gene Ontology annotation, biological process: reciprocal meiotic recombination. The record is from RefSeq and is a predicted model, not a curated record. NCBI's taxonomy places the organism in Eukaryota, Viridiplantae, Streptophyta, Magnoliopsida, Poales, Poaceae.
AUGAAGACCGCAGAGGACAGGUACCAGCUGAUGCUUGAUGCGUCGAACCACGAGACGGCCUGCCUCAGGAAAUCGGUUGAGAAAAUGGGCUCGGAGGCCAACAGUUCGAAGGAUGAGUGGAUCUCGAAAGAGGCAGGGUUUGUGGAUAUGCUCAAGAGAUCGGAUGAUGGGAUGAGCUCCAUCCAGACAGAGAUGAGCAGGCUGACGGAGGCUCUGAGAGUUUCAGAGAAGGAAGUGCAGGAGCUCAAGGCAGACAGAACCCAGCUGCUCAGCAUGCUGCAAGAAUUUGAAUCUCAGGCAUUGAACACUAGCUCAAGUGCUGAGGAGGCAAAGGCAGAGAGCUCACACCUCAAAGACCUGCUGUCCUUCAAGGACAAGGAGCUGCUUGCUCUGAACCAUGAAGUCGCCGAGCUGCGCCUAAGAGAGCGAACCGCGUCGGAGAAGGCUGGCGAGCUCUCGAGGUUGCUUGCGGAGGUGACAGCGAGGAAAGCUGAAGACGAAAGCAGCGAGAAGUCUAAGGCCCAGAUCACCAAGCUGGAAAUGGACAAGGUGCUCCAAUCACUGGAAGCCGCGGAGUGCGAAGCCAAGGCUGCGAAGGAUGAGAAGAUGCAGCUGCAGAGCAAGCUGAGGCUGCUCGAGGCCAAGAUCACCGAGGCCAGCCUGACCUCGGAGGAGGCCAAGAUCAGCGGCCUGCGGUUGAAGGAGACGCUGGAGGAGAAGGAGCACGAGCUGGCGAGCAUCGCGCGGGAGAACAGCGAGAUGCGGGCACGAGAAGCGGCCGCCCAGGCGAGGAUCGACGAGCUCGCCGCACUGCUCGCCGAGGCCACGGCCAGGAAAGGAGGGGAGGUCGCCAGGAGCCCAGAGAAGCAGCCGAGCGCGCUCCUGAAGCUGAUCUGCUCGCCGAUGCAUCAUAGUGUCAGAGACGACGAGGACAACAAUGGCGAGAGCAUCAUCCAAAUGGAGGACAUCAAGCACGUGGAGGUGGAGACGGUCAGGCAGGUGAAGCAUGACAAGGAGAGUAUCAUAUCAUUAUCGGUAGUGGACGCCAGCUCCUUGGAGAACAGCAAGAUCAUAGAGAAUGACCAGUCCAAAGAGAGGGACGAUGAUUCCGAGUCGGUUGACGACGACGACGAUGUUGAGUCACCGGGGGACGACGGGCUGGUGGAUCAGAUGAAUGGGCUGCUGAUCCAUGGUCCCACAUCGUCGUUCAACCAGGAUCAGCACGUCCACAAGAAGAAGAAGGCUCUUCUGAAGAAAUUUGGGAGCCUACUGAAGAAGAAAGCUCACUUCACCAAGCUGAGCAGCCACUCUUAA